Topomyia yanbarensis is the source of this 1639-nucleotide messenger RNA. RefSeq lists its product as uncharacterized. Lineage: Eukaryota; Metazoa; Arthropoda; Insecta; Diptera; Culicidae. Bases 355 to 1554 code for a protein of 399 amino acids. The transcript has 2 exons. The record is from RefSeq and is a predicted model, not a curated record.
GGAGAUUCAUUUCAUUUUAAACUGUGCAACGGAACGGAUCGGCGGUGCAAACUUCUGCGGUCUCCGUUGUCGUUGGCAAUAGGCGGUACAAGUGUUCCGAGUGUGGUUGGAAAGGAUAUCGGUACACGUUUCUCACCGUGGUUGAGAGUUGAAAAGGGGGUGGCCAAAGUAAGGACAUUCAGUACUGCACUGUGCUCGCAGGAAGAAACAAGUGGUUGUCGGUGAGUGGCUGUACAACGAAUACGGUCCGAGAAUGGCCAGGCUGGCUGGUAGAGAGUGAUUUUUAUACGGCGACAAGUGAGAAGCGGCGGGAAAUUCGUUUUAUUCUAUAAACGUUUUAAAAGUUGAAUAAAAAUGACAGAUGAGCUUCAAACACAGCAGCAAACCCAACAGUCUCAGCCCCAGCAACAACAGCCAGCCCAACCCCAACAGAAGCAGCGGCUCGGGCCCAACGAUUACCGCAAUUCGGAGUUUGUAACGAAACUGAUGGCGGCUAAUCCUCCCUACCUUUACUCGCCGGCAAUCGGACCGCAUAAUUUCUUUUUUAGUGAAAUGCUACGAUCGCUGGUCGCAAAUAAACGAAACGAAAGUCUACGCAAUGCUGAACAGCUCCACCACCACCAACAGCAGCAACAACAGGCAGCUCAAGCACAAGCACAGUCCCUGUCGUUGCCCACACGUAGACCCAGAAAGCGGUCCUGGUCACAGCACCGACUAUAUCCAGAAUCACCUAAAGAUAGUAAGGACUCGGAGGAGAAAAUAUCGGGACAACCGGAAAAGCCACUAGAACUGACGAACAAACUUUCAGCAUUCACGCGUAACAUAACAUCCAAAUACGAAGACACCAGCGAUAACUAUAAACCGCCACUGGAUGCCAAACCUUCCAGUGAGAAGUCUCCCGUAAACAACAAUCUCAUCCCGGAUCCACCCACAGCCUCCUUACCACCUUCCGAUCUAAUUUUGCCCCCACCUCCGCCGGUUUGGUAUCCGCCACUCUAUCCACCAUACGGAAUUGAUCCCCUACACUUCUUCAUUGACCUACGUGUCUCCGGUCACAUCUAUGACCGCAAAAAGGACCUUACUUCGCCGGAUUCGGAGAACUCAGCAGCAGCCGUCAAAAACGAACAUUCGAAACUCAUCGGUGCAAAUGAUCGGCAGGGGUCUGCCUUCAGCGUCCCCAAGCCACGUGACGGCCUGAAACCUACCACGGCAAUCAACUUAAGCUCGCCUCCACUGCCCUCGUCUGAAGGCGACGAAAAACCACCAACCGAUCACUCGGCCCUUUUUCUGAGCGAAUUCAAAGAAAACAAGUACGACAUCAUCAAGAACACCAACUAUGUCAUGCAGAAUUUACCCCGCAUCUACAGCGACUUGAAUCACACCCAGAAGGAGACCGGAGAGGACGACAUGAACGGGAAUCUGAGUGACGAUCAGUUGGACUGCAAAUCGGUCGGUUCGAAUGAAGACUACAUCGGCGACGACGGGAAAUUUCGGGAUUCCGAUCUGAACGUGAUCUCCGACGAGGAUGAAUCGAUUGCCGUCGAUGAGAAUUGAGUUCCGUUCGGUGUUUUCUCUUGGUGUACAUUUGAAUGUUAUUGCCGUGUUAUUAAAGUAAUUGAUACAGUGUACUGAAUUUAGA